Pogona vitticeps (central bearded dragon) is the source of this 1012-nucleotide messenger RNA. Lineage: Eukaryota; Metazoa; Chordata; Lepidosauria; Squamata; Agamidae. The record is from RefSeq and is a predicted model, not a curated record.
GGUGUUUUACUUCAGAGAAAGAAAUACGGAGUUUCCCACGACUUGCGUCACCAAGUGCAAUCCGGGGCCCCCUUUCCCUCCCCCCCUCUUCCCCUUCGAAGCAAAAGAGCGGAUGCUUCUUCUCUCCAUCACCAUCAGCUGCUGGAAGAUAGAGCCAGGGCGCGAGGCAGGGGCGCGCGAGUGCGAACGUGGCAGCCAAGCGCACGUGUGAAUGAACAAAGCGCCUCUCCCGGCGAGGAUCCCAAUCCGUGUCUAUUGUCUGGUAGGAAGAGGAGCGGCUGGCCGGGGUUUUGGAAAGAGUUCUGGAAGCUGAAGUCCCACGAAGAAGCGUGUCCAAACUCUGCGAGAGGAGUGGAUGUAUUGAUUUCUUUUAUUUUUAAACUCCAAAAUGCUCAGCAUCAGGAUGGGACCGUGCAGGACGGAAGGAUAAGGAUGCGCUGUUUCUGACAGGCUGUACAUCGAGUCCAUCUUUCUAACUAGAAAUCUUCUUAUCUUUUCCUGGAAUUCUGACAGUGAAAUGGAACGUACUAUAACUUGGGUGCUGCCUGACAGUGUGAAUGAGGAGACAGAAGAAAUGAAGGCGGAGUCCCUGAAGAAAAGUGAGGAUUUACUGAGACGGACAAACAUUGAAAGGCAGACUAUCACCAAGGAGUGGAAAGACCUGCAAAGGUUCCUUGAAGAGCAAGGAGAACACGUAUUGCAGAGUCUGGAUGAGCUGGAGCGAGAAAUAAUUCGGAGGAGAGAUCAGCCCAUUUGGGAAGGUCCUGAAAGGAGGUCAACUUUUCAAGAGAAUGUAGACGGCAACCAGAAGCCACUUGCAAAUAGCUUCCUGGGAACGAAGAGCAGGACAAAUACAGCAUUUCCUAUUCAAAGUCGCUUUGCGGAACUGGAAGAGAGAAUGAGACAGUUUUCUGAAAAAAGGACUGUAUUGCAGGAAGUGCUGCUGACAUUUAAAGCACAUCACAUGUGUGAGGUGCUGAGGAAAAAGAAAAAGCACUCGAGAGGUACUUGA